This is a messenger RNA of Oncorhynchus mykiss (rainbow trout), 6493 nucleotides long. Its product is annotated as protocadherin-12. Gene Ontology annotation, cellular component: plasma membrane. Gene Ontology annotation, molecular function: calcium ion binding. The record is from RefSeq and is a predicted model, not a curated record. NCBI's taxonomy places the organism in Eukaryota, Metazoa, Chordata, Actinopteri, Salmoniformes, Salmonidae. Gene Ontology annotation, biological process: homophilic cell-cell adhesion.
UUGCGUGUGUGCCCGUGUGUGAGUGUGCAUGUGUGUGUAUGCUCUGAUAGAAAGCGAGAACUGUUAAGGAAUCCCCCCCCCAGCUCUCCAAAUGGGGAUACUUGGUUGACGGAGUGCAGCUUUAUGUGUGAAACGGAUCCCCUGUUUGUUUAGGGGAGAGAGCCUAAUCGUAUUGGCCGACCUUUGCUCUCUCUGGCCACACAGAGACGGGGAGUCAGCCGCCCAUUUUUGGCUUUUUACGAGGUAUGGUGACCGAAGCCCUUGACGGUGUCUCUGAGAAGUUACAGUGGACUACGGGGACUGAUAUCUUUAGCAUCAUCUUUCCCAGAGUUAUCACUCUGUGAAAAGCUUUUAUUGGCCCGUGCACUAAUCGGUUUGUUGAUGUCCGAGCUGAAGGGGAAGUGUUAUGCUUGAAACUUUGCAUGCUAUUCUUUCUGUUGUAGCUUUAUAGGCCUACGGCUCCUUUAUUUUAGGUCCUCAAAUAGUAGAUGGAAAAAUAAGAAUUAUAUUAAUGCAAACAGAAGGAUUAUGGACAUGUAAACAUUGAUUGAUCAGGUUGAUUAGUCAGGUUUUGUGUGUUGUUUGAACCGUACAGAGUAUAACAAACGUUGUCUUUAUAGGCUCAGGCUAUUAGAUAAUUUCCCGUCACACAUUCAACUUUUAUAUUUAUACAUGCAGAGAGCUAAGAUUAUGCCAUUUCACACUCUUUUAAAAAAAAUAUAUAUAUAUUUUUUUAAAUGUUCCUAUCGUGGAGAUCCUGUACAUAUAAUUGUCAAGAUGUAUAAUGGUCUGAUGUUGUUUAUCAGGAUUGUUUGCCCUGUUUAUGUUAUCCGGAACUGCAGUUUUGUGUCAUUAUUGUGAGCCCUUCGGUAUGGAUAGAUUCUACUUUUUACAGCAGCACAAAUUUUAUUUUCUUCACUGUGCUAUGUGUGAAAACAACAUUUGCAGCUUACUGCUGAGAAACUUAACAAAAAAACACAUAUUGCAACAAAAAAAUGAAAAGUAGUCCAGAAAGAGACCAUUUUACCAGCCAAAGACAUUUACGGCUGACAAGUUUGAGGUUGCAACACAUUUAUCAGCAAGAGCUAUCUAGCGUUUAGGAUUUCUGUCGCGAGCCCAGACCUUACGUCAUGGAGCUCUGAGUAGAGAGCAGGCCUGGUUACAGUUCAAAGUCCCAUAGGGGCCACGCUUCAAGCCCACUCUGAUUUCUACUGAGUUAAAGAUCCACAAUGCAAGGUUGUGAUGGAUUUUUGAAGAUUGCAGGAAAAAAGCAACAAGGCAAAAGGAGUGAAGGACUGGAGGCAGAGGCGGAGGGAGGAUCACAUUUCUUUAAAAGCACUCAAAUGUUGUUUCAACUCCUGCUUGAUUUCCUGAGGGCCCACUGUUCUGUUUUGGGGUGGGGAGUUUAGAUUUGCAUAUGCUCCACCCCCCCUGUUCUGAUUGGCUGGGUCCUAUCCUGCAUGUUUCAUCACAGAUCCAAACUUCCUCAGUGCUCUCCUUGCUUUACUUUGUAGCUACAGGCUGAUGAAGCGGGACACUGGGAGCCAGCAGCUGUCUGUGAUUCAUGCAGUAAGCUGUGAGUGUGUGUAAGAGAGGGAGGCAAUAGCUCUAUUUAUAGGGUUCUGUAAUUUAGUUAUCUGACUAAACUUAAGGGCUCUAAGGUUGUUGGUAUAAAAGGGAUGUAGGGUUGUCUUUCAUUCAUUUUAAAUCUGUUUUGUUAGGAAAAAUAUUAGAUUGUUUCAUUGCUAGAUUGAGCUGUAAUUGUUGGUAUAUUUUGUGCUGAUACUCAGAGCUUGGUAAAAGUGUAAGAAUAUGGGUAGAUGAGCUGUUUGAUUCAUGGCUUAUAUUGAUAAAUGUAUUUUAUGUUUUGUCGAUUUAUAACUAAAAUAUUUGACUUUUUUACUGUAUCAGGCUAUUUUAAAAGGAUAUAUUUUCUAUCAAUAGUUUAGUUUUUUCACCAGUCAUUAUUUAAAUUGAAGAAGGGGAAAUAAGUUGUUUUUUGUGGGUGUUAGCCAUGCCCUUUUAAAUGCUGGACAGGACAGUAACAUCUCACACAGUCAUGCUGCUGGCUCUACUGCUGGUUCUGUGGCUUAUUUCUGGGGCCCAGUCUUCAGACCCGGCCCCAUUAACUGUCAUGUACCAAGUCUGGGAGGAGCAGCCUGUGGGCACCAGGGUUGGCCGUCUGGUCGAUGACCUGCGUCAGAGAGGCGAGACCGGGGUACUGGAGGAUUUCCAGGUCGUGGAGCAUGGUCAAGCCCUGCCUUUCUCCAUUGAAGUAAGAGAUGGAACUGUCGCCACCCUAGGCCAGCUGGACCGGGAGGAGCUGUGUCGAGGCUCGGACCUGUGUGAGCUGGCCUUCAGUGUUCUCUACAGGAAAGGUGGUGUUAUCCACUUCCUGAGGGUGCGGGUGGAGGUGAUGGACCUAAAUGACCACAGCCCAACUUUCCCCAGCAGCCAGCAGGAGGUGGAAAUCUCUGAGAUGGCCACAUUGAGGAUGCGGAUCCCCCUGGACCGAGCGGUGGACCCGGACGCCGGCCCCAAUGGUCUGCAGACCUACUCGCUGUCCGUUAACCAGCAUUUUGCCCUGGAUGUAAGGAGCGCUGUGGAUGGGCCAAAGCAGGCAGAGCUGGUGGUGAUCAAGGAGCUGGACAGGGAGGUGCAUUCCUCCUUCGAGCUGACUCUGGUGGCCUGGGACAAGGGGAAUCCUCCCAGGUCGGGCAGUACUCUGGUCCAGGUCAACGUCUUGGACUCUAAUGACAACAGCCCCAUGUUUGAGGAUAGCACCCCCACUGUGGAACUAGCUGAGGAUACAGCUCGUGGGACUAGCGUCAUCAACCUCAAGGCCACAGACCCUGACCAAGGGGCCAACGGGGAGGUUGAGUACUCUCUAAGCAAGCAUGCGCCACCUGAGGUGCAGAAGCUUUUCAGUAUCCACCCCCAGAGUGGGGUAGUGACUUUAAAAGGCCAACUGGACUAUGAAGCCAAACACUUUUAUGAGGUGGACAUCCAGGCGCGUGAUCUUGGGCCCAACGCCAUCCCCUCUCAUUGUAAACUACACAUCAAGAUAAGGGAUGUCAAUGAUAAUGCACCAAGGAUCCACGUCACUUGGACACCCCCUGAUUCCCCAGUGGCAACUGUUUUAGAAGGUGCACCAGAGGACACGUUCCUUGCACUGGUGAUGGUCUCUGAUGCAGACUCCGGGGACAACGGGAAUGUGCACGCCCACAUCCAGCAUGGAUCCGGCCACUUCCGCCUCAAGAAAAUCCAUGGCGACAAUUACAUGAUCGUAACCAAUGGCACCCUGGAUCGGGAAAAGGUCAUGGAGUAUAAUCUCACGUUACUUGCCCAGGAUUACGGUGACCCUCCACUGUCAUGUGUGAGACACCUAGUUGUCCAUGUGUUGGAUGAGAAUGACAAUGCCCCUGUGUUCUCCAAGUCCCACUACAGGGCUUCCUUCAAGGAGAACAAUACCGUGGGGCUCCAGGUCCUCAAGGUAGAGGCCAAUGAUGUGGAUAUUGAGCUCAGCGGCAGGGUGUCAUUCUCCAUCCGAGAGUCCAAUGAGCUGGGACCUCCCACGGCGUCUUUCGCCAUCCACCCCACCAGUGGUGUAGUCAGCGCCCAGCAGUCAUUGGACUAUGAGGAGUCGCCCACAUACUCCUUCAUUGUGGAGGCCAUAGACCAUGGGCAUCCACCCCUCACCAGCACCGCCACGGUACUCAUCGAGAUCCAGGAUGUCAACGACAACUACCCCGUCAUCAAGGAGCCGAUGCCAAAGGAAGGCAUAGCCUUUGUGAGUGUCCCGGUCAACGAGGAGAAGGGGGAGAUAGUGACACAACUAGGGGAUGGUGCUGAAGAAGGCUCCACCGAUCCUCAUACUGGUCGCUCUGUCCAAAAUGGAUUUAUGGGAUUCCUGGCCACUACCAUCAAGGCUAAUGAUCCAGACUCUGGCCUGAAUGGAAGACUCAGCUACAUGAUCACAGAUGGAAACCCCACAGGACUAUUCAGACUCAAUGACACCACCGGACAACUGUAUGUUAACACGACCAAUGCUACAGAGCUCAUUGGGAAAACUUUCAAAGUGGAUAUUGCUGUAUCGGACAAGGGUUCUCCAAGGCUAUUGACAAAGUUCACCUUGGAGGUGGCUUUCAUCAACUUGCGGGACCAUUUGAAGAACUCAGCCCCUGGUAACCAUGGUCAGCUGAGUUUCACCAUGAUGGUGGCCAUCUGCCUUGGGGCCAGCUGCAUCCUGCUUCUCCUGACGGUUGCCUUGGUGACCACCUUCUGUCGCCCCACGAAACGAGACAACCAUUCCUACAACUGCAGGACUGCCGAGUCCACCUACACGAGCCACCCUCGCCGCCCGCAGAAAAACAUCAGGAAGACAGACAUCCAGCUGGUGCCAGUCCUGAGGGGACGAAGGGAGGACCCUCCAGAAGAUGACGAAGCCCAGCCCCUCUCCCCUAUGCUCCUGGUGGUUGAAGAGCAAAACACCGAAACACAGUACAGCGUUGCCAACUCCAUGAACCCAACAGUCCCCUCCCAGGCCUACCCUGAGGGGGGAUCAACGCUACCAGUCUCCCAUUCCAGAACACUCAGGAAACCUGGGAGCAUCGAGCUGGACGGCACUCUUCCUUGGACCCCUGCCAUUCCUUACCGAACCCUGCGUAAGGCAAGAAACCCUUCAUCGUCCUCCUCACUGUAUCAGACCAGUACCCUGAGACGACAUGGGAACUCUGAGAUCCAGGUUAGCCCCGACGUUGAAGUGCCAGAAACAUCGUCCCAGGUGGCAACACUUAGAAGGCCCAAGAACACAGAUACCAGAAGUGGACUUGACGCUGAAGACCACAGACGGAUGCUGAGGAACCUGGUCCGUCUCUCCAUGGCUGCCUUCGGAGAGAACUCCAUUGAGUUGUCUGCUGCCUCUCCCGAAGUGCAGCAGGUUUCUCAGCUCCUCUCCCUGCUCCACCAGGGCCAGCUGCAGCCAAGACCAAACUUCCGAGGCAACAAGUUCUCCCAGCGUGCUGGCAGGUCUUACGCUCAGGACACUGAUUGGCAGAGCACCAAGGACAGCGGUCAUGGUGAGAGUGAGGCCGGAGACAUGGACUGGGACAUGGGCCGAGACUCCCCAGUCGACCCGCUACUGGAGGAGGGGCUUAAUAACCUGCUCAACAACCCUGAUGACGUCUUUGCUGACAUAGGGGACCCUGCGUGGAUGUCCCGCCUCUCCCUCCCCCUAACGGCCGACUACCACGAGAAUGUUUUUGUUCCCAAUGGGCCACCGUCCCCUAAAACCCAUUGCUCCCCAGACACCCUUGACUCUGCCUCCUUCUCCACCUUCGGUAAGAAGCCGGAGGAUGGCUCACUGGGCGGGGCCUUGAUCUCAGAGGUCAACACUUUGUUUAAUAUGCUCCUGACCCAGAAAGGCGACUCCCAGCCCCGCCCCUCGCCAGACGUGCUCUACAGACUGUCCGCCACCUACCGGCGCUCACUGGGGCUGGAAGGAGAUACCGCCGCAGCAGGGGGCGCCAACAUACAAAGGAACUCUGUGAACCCCGAAAAGAGGUCCCCCCUGGCUCAAUGCCCUUAGGCCCAACCCCUGGUAUGAGAACAGUUGUCUCAACGUUAUUUGAUCGAUUCUUGUGUGUUUGGAUGCCUAAGACCCCCCCCCCCCCCCCCCUCCCCAAACUGAUGACUUUGUUUUACAUGUUGCUGAAAUGACUGAACUGCUCAAGCUUACAACAGCAACUCCCCUCCUUCUCCCAUUAGGAGAUGUCCAAUACAUGCCUAAGCUCUGACAGCCUGCUUCCCUGUCUGAAACAGGACAAGGUCAGAAGAGGGAGAGGAGUUAACCAAAGGCCUUUAUUCAGUGCUGGAAAAAGCACAAUGUACUAUACAGUACUCCCUACGUAGAAAAGUGUACAUUUACCUUGAGAUAAAUGUUACACAAUGAAACCGUCUUCCUCAUGUGGCACAUACUCCUCUGUAUCAUUCUGAUGCAACGAAGAUUCACUUUCUGUCUCUCGUCAGAAGUGUUUCUCAGUGGGAGCAACAACAUGGUGCUAUCCGUUGUUAGCGUUGUCCAUGGUAUGAAUGGCUGAGUUUAGCAGCCCCAAGCAAAGAGCCCAAGAAGGAAACAGCUCUCUCUCUUCUCUGAAGACAAAACACUAACAACAUUAAGUCCUGUUCCUGAGGAGAAAUGUCUGUCACAAUGGACCUAGUCUGCCGACACUUCCUUCACCACCAUUUUGAGAAAUGUUUCCAUUAUUGAUUACUAUUUGUAUUUACUCACGUAAAUUAUUUAGCUACUGAAAAAUGUAUUUACAGAGGUAUAAAUGUUUGUUUAUGUCUGUGUAGGAAACACUUACAGUACCUUCGGAAAGUGUUCAGACCCCUUGACUUUUUCCACAUUUUUUGUUACAGCCUUAUUCUAAAAUGGAUAAAAUACAACAACAAAAAAUCCCCAGCAAUCUACACGAUGUACCCCAUAAUGACA